Drosophila rhopaloa is the source of this 1322-nucleotide messenger RNA. RefSeq names its product growth hormone-inducible transmembrane protein. The transcript has 6 exons. The coding region runs from base 204 to 1223 and encodes 339 amino acids. The record is from RefSeq and is a predicted model, not a curated record. Gene Ontology annotation, cellular component: mitochondrial inner membrane. NCBI's taxonomy places the organism in Eukaryota, Metazoa, Arthropoda, Insecta, Diptera, Drosophilidae.
CGCACGCCAGUUGUCAUCACUAAAACCGAAUUGCUAGAAAUUGCUACGAAACAACAAAGUAUAAAAACGCAUUGAGCAGUCAAACGCAGUUAUUUGGAGUCCACACAAACGAAAUAAAAAGUAGAGCCCAAAAUCCGAACCACACAGAUCAACAGUUUAGGAUAAUCACUUGAAGUACAACCGAAUUUCAUCACAACACCACAAUGUUGCUGCGUCUGGCACUUUCCGCCGCCCGUCCCGCCGGGAGUCUCAAAAUCCUGGGCCAGUCUCCUGCCCAGUUGCUCCGGGCCAAUCCCAAUCUCUCCGCGGCCCGCACCUAUGCCCGCGGACCUGUUCGCACCCGUGCUCCCGUGGAGCAACAGCAGAUGAGGGCUCCCUCGCUCAAGGAAAAGCUGAUGGGUCCACCGAGUGCCAAUGCCUACUCCAUGGGCAAGGGCGCCGCCGCCGGAGCCGCCGUCGUGGGACUGGGCGCCCUGUGCUACUACGGUGUGGGAUUGGGCAAACACACCAGCAUCGCCGACAACGCUAUCAUGUGGCCCCAGUAUGUGAGGGAUCGAAUUCAGACCACAUAUGCCUUUUUCGGCGGCUCCUGUGUCUUGACCGCAGCCGCCGCAGCAGCCGUCUUCCGCUCACACCGCCUCCUGGAUCUGGCCUCUCGUGGCGGCAUUGUGGCGACUAUUGCUUCGUUGGCGCUGGUCAUUGGCAGCGGGGCGGUGGCCCGCUCUAUUGAGUACCAGCCGGGUCUGGGAGCCAAGCACCUGGCCUGGGCGGUGCACUGCGCCAUUCUGGGCGCCGUAAUCGCACCAAUCUGCUUCGCGGGUGGACCAAUCCUCACGCGCGCCGCCCUAUACACGGGCGGCAUUGUUGGUGGCUUGUCCACUAUCGCCGCGUGUGCCCCCAGCGAUAAGUUUCUGUUCAUGGGCGGUCCACUGGCCAUCGGUCUGGGCGUGGUCUUUGCCUCCUCGCUGGCCUCCAUGUGGCUGCCGCCCACCACAGCGUUGGGCGCGGGUCUGGCCUCCAUGUCCUUGUACGGCGGCCUCCUCUUGUUCAGCGGGUUCCUGCUCUACGACACCCAGCGGAUGGUGCGCCGCGCUGAGGUGCAUCCCCAGUACAGCUACACCCCCUUCGAUCCUAUCAACGCCUCUAUGUCGAUCUAUAUGGAUGUUCUGAACAUAUUCAUCCGCAUCGUCACCAUUCUGAGUGGCGGUCAGCGCAGGAAGUGAGCACUGAACAAUAACAUGUGAUGCAAGGAUAAUACCUUCUGAUAUAUAUUUAUACUGUUGUUAAAAUAAACCGACCGAGUUGAUAAGCAAAAUGUAAAA